Penicillium maclennaniae is the source of this 1404-nucleotide messenger RNA. RefSeq names its product Aspartic-type endopeptidase ctsD. Gene Ontology annotation, molecular function: aspartic-type endopeptidase activity. The record is from RefSeq and is a predicted model, not a curated record. The transcript has a single exon. Gene Ontology annotation, biological process: proteolysis. NCBI's taxonomy places the organism in Eukaryota, Fungi, Ascomycota, Eurotiomycetes, Eurotiales, Aspergillaceae. Bases 1 to 1404 code for a protein of 467 amino acids.
AUGCGUUUUUCACCAUGUCUGCUCGUCGCCGGCCUUUCGACCGGCGUGCACGCCUUCUACCCGUGGGAAUUGAAAGUGGAAACUGGUGUAUUGCGCCGCUUCAUGCCAUGGACUCUGCUUCCUUCAGCCGAGGAUGAUAUCUCCGUCAAGAAGCCACUGACCUUCGACAUCAAGAAAGCCUCCGUUCGUCGCGACACCUACUCAAUCGUCGAAGCCAAUAUACCGACUUUACCGCACAGUGCGCCACUAGACCAAGAUGGAUUGGACUAUUCUUACUUCGCCGUAGUGCAAGUUGGUUCACAAAAGGAGGAAAUGUGGCUCGCCUUGGAUACCGGUUCCCCUAGCAGUUGGGUUUUCGGCACUAGCUGCACGGACAGCAUCUGUACGAGUCAUCAUACAUGGAAUAAGUCUGAGUCGAGCAGCUACAUCUCGAACAGCUCCUCCUACAGCAUCGGUUACGGAAGCGGAAACGUAUCGAUGGAUCUGGGGCAGGACAUAUGGUCCGUUGCGGAUAUGGAUGUGACAUUCACUUUCGGAUCGGCAUGGUCGGUGGCUAAGUCAUUUGCAAACUACCCCAUUGACGGCAUUUUGGGCUUGGGGCGAUCGCAUGUCGAUGGCUGGACUAUUCCUUCCUUCAUGGACGUUGUUGCCUCGAAGGCUUUGCUUAGCUCCAACGUUGUCGGCUUUAGUUUGUCGCGUGCUGCGGACGAUGUGAAGGACGGCGAGGUCAAUUUUGGUACUAUUGAUAAUGCCAAGUUUGAUGGUAAUAUCAGCUACACUGCGACCAAUCAAAACCGCUGGACCAUUCCCCUCGAUGAUGUUUACGUGAACGGCCAAGCCGUCAACUUCAGCGGAAAGUCCGCCACCAUCGACACUGGCACCACCUAUAUUCUGAUCCCCCCGGCUGACGCAGCUUCUCUCUUCGCCCUUAUCCCCGGUUCCUCGAAGUCGGAUGAGAACUAUAUCAUUCCUUGUAACACGAAGGCCACUCUGGAGUUUGAAUUCUCUGGUAUAAAGUACUCUAUUGAGCCGGAGGAUUACAUCGGCGCGUCCAGCACCGGUGGUUGUGUUUCAACCAUUGUUGGCCACCAAUCUGCUGGAGCAGACACUUGGCUUGUCGGAGACGUUUUCUUGAAGAAUGUUUACACUGUCUUCGACUUCGAUAACGUACGGAUCGGCUUUGGAGGACGACUGGUCAAUUCCACGUCUGUAAAUGGCACCUUGUCUUCCACUAGCACCACCGAAACCAAUUCCACUGCCGCGGCCACCGAAAGCUCUACGAAUGCUGCUGCUGUGUCAGGCUCGACUUCCACGACGGCUGUUGCCACUGGCUCGGCGUCCCAUCUCUCUCUCGGCCUGGGCUCUUCGCUGCUCAUGACCGUUGCAUCUAUACUCUUCCUAUAA